AUGGGUGGCUGGUUGUUUCUUUGUGUGCUCUUGUCCUUGCAAGUUGUUUCAGCAGGAAGCAGUCAAUUGAAGUGCAACCUGGGCUCUAAAAUGUGCAAGGAUGGCUCCGAGUGCAUCAGGUACACCCACGUGUGUGAUGGAGAAAAUGACUGUAAGGACGGGUCGGAUGAAGAGGACUGUGAAGUAAAGUGCAAUGAAGACCAGUUUCUCUGUGCACACGGGAAGAAAUGCAUCGAGCAGAGCCAGGUGUGCGACGGCGUCCCUCAGUGUCAGGACAGCUCAGAUGAACGAGACUGCGUCAAGCGCAUGGACGGCUGCGUCCACCAGUGUGACAACAGGACCCGCUGCAUCCCCAGCAGCUUCCUGUGUGAUGGAGAGACGGACUGCAGGGACGGCAGCGACGAGGCCAACUGUGUGGAAGAAGCCUGCAGCGAAGCGGAGUUCACCUGCAGUGGAGGCCAGUGUGUGUCGACCACGGUGGUCUGCGACGGCCACCCGGACUGCUGGGACGGCUCGGACGAGGAGGGCUGCACCAAAGCGCCGGUCUGCACCACCAAGCACCGCUGUCCUCAGAGCCAGGAGUGUCUGGUGCAGGAGUGGAUCUGCGACGGAGAGCGAGACUGUCAGGACGGCACAGACGAGAAGGAUUGUCCCGUUGCUCCCCUGACCUGUGGAGAUUUCCAGUGGGCCUGUAAAUCCAAGACGGAGUGUGUCCCUCUUGGCUGGAGGUGUGAUCGGAUGAUCGACUGUAGCGAUGGCAGUGACGAAGCAGAGUGUGAUAAGGAGACUUGCCGUUCUCACCAGUUCAAGUGUGGCAGUCAGGAGUGUCUGGAUCCUGUCCAGGUUUGUAACGGCGUCUCCAACUGUGCCGACGGCUCGGACGAGGGCGGCAGCUGCCAGGAACGGUGUACAGAUGCAGACAAGGAGCGCUGCUCCCAGACCUGCUACAGCACACCACAGGGGACGCGAUGUGGCUGUGAAGCAGGCUUCAGGCUCCUGGAGGACAAAGUGACCUGUGAGGACGUUGACGAGUGUGAAGCUGGGAUGCCUGCUGUGUGCGGUCAGCUGUGCACCAACUCUCCAGGCUCGUACCAGUGCGGCUGUCACCCUGGGUUCAUGAUGGAGGAUGGAGCAAGCCAGUGCAAAGUCACAGGUGAGCCCUUCAUGUUGGCCUCGGUUCAGACGGACCUCUACCUGUACGGCCUGCGCAGCGGCAGCCUUGAUGUGCUGUCGUCCUCGGCCAAGAAGGCCAUCCUCUCGGUGGACUACAGCUGGAGGGAGCAGAAGGUCUACUGGGUCAGUCUGGACACCGAAAGCAUCCGGUGGUCCUCACUCGACCAGAAGACCACGGGGACUUUGAUUGGAGAUGUCCGGGCAGAUUCUGUGGCUGUGGACUGGCUUGGAAAAAACCUGUACUGGAUCGACGGGGUGAACAGUCAGAUUGUUGCCGUCAGACUGUCGACAGCCUCGCUGAAGUCAAACGAGCUCUGUAUCAUCCUGGAUGAGGACCUGGAUCAGCCUCGCUCGCUGGCCCUGCUGCCUCAGAAAGGGCUGAUGUUCUGGACAGAGAUCGGUAAUGUAGUGAAGAUUGAGCGAGCUGGGAUGGACGGGUCUGAGAGGAGGGCGGUGGUGAACUCCAGUCUGGGCUGGCCUGGAGGUGUGGCUGUGGACUACAUCUCUGAGAGGCUCUACUGGACCGAUGAGAGGCUGAAGGCCAUUGGAUCAACCACCCUGGAUGGGAAUGACAUCCGGAUCCUGCAGAUGAAGCAGACCACCAAUCCUUUCGCUGUGGCUGUGUUCAACGAUAUGCUCUACUGGUCCGACGCAAAGAUGCGAGUGGUGCAGGCUGCUCACAAAGUCACUGGCAAAAAACGCCAAGUUCUUCUGAAGAGACCCAAACAGCCUUUUGCUGUGAAGAUCAUCCACCCAAUGAUCCAGAUGGGCACCGAGAACCCCUGUUCACGGCUGGACUGCUCCCACCUCUGCGUGUUGGCCCCGGAGCGGCGAGCUGUGUGCAAGUGUCCCGCCGGCCUGCUGCUGGCCGACGACAAGCUGACCUGCUCCAGCCUGGUCAAUUCGGCGUUCCUGCUGCUGCUGUCCCCCUCCACUGCCACACAGAUCUAUCUGCAGUCCCGGCUCACGGCGACUGAUGUGAAGGGCUGGCCGGAGCACUUGGCCCUGCAGCUGCCCGGCGUUAACGAAGCCACCAUCAUGGACUACAGCCUGCGCGACCGAACCCUGUUCCUGACGGACGGCGGCACCUCGUCUCUCGGCUCCUUCAAGCUGAAAGGCUCGGUGCUGGUGUCCCAGGGGCAGCUGCUCAGGCUGCUGGCCGACUCCAUCACCGCCAUGGCCCUCGACUGGGUGGCGCUCAACAUCUACUGGAGCAGCAGCAAGCAGCCGCGCCUGCAGGUCACCUCCGUCGCUCCGGCGCACACCGCCGUCCUGAUCAAGGACGGGAUCGGCCAAGUGGAGUCAAUCGCCGUCCACCCCCUCAGUGGGAGAGUCUGCUUUGCGAACGUGGACACGCAGGCCUCGACGGCGACGGUGGAGUGCGCCAGCAUGGAUGGAGCCGAUCGAAGGAUGGCGUGGAAGGAUGCGGUCCGGCCCACGUCUCUAACCUUCUCCCCCAACGGGGACAAGAUCUACUGGGCAGAUUCUGGCAACAUCUUCUCGGUGUCGAUCGAUGGAUCUGAAUACAAGCAGUUGGUUUCUGCUGAAGGUCUGGCUGCUGUGGCUCUGAGUGACAGCACACUGCUGUGGAUGACAGUUACUGACAAGACUCGGCUCUGGUUUAAGGACGAGCAGCAGCGGCAGAAGUUGUGGUUUGAGGUCGGCACACAGGUGGUCGGCUUGAAGGCCUUCAGCAAGUCCAGUCAGACUGGUUCCAACAAGUGCACAGACAAUGGGAACUGUCAGCACCUGUGCCUCGCCACCCCAAAAGGUCGGACGUGCCGGUGCGCCCACGACCACGUCGCUGUGAACAGCACCCACUGCAUCCCGGAGCGGCGCUGCCCCGCCGACAGCCUCCCGUGUCUGGACGGCCUCUCCUGCCAGCCGGCGGAGAAGUUUUGCGACGGACAUGUGGACUGUCCCGACCACUCAGACGAGAACUGUGUCGGGCCCAAGCAGCCGCCCAGAGCUAAAGCGUCCUCCCCUCGCACCCCCCUCCACCCCUCUUCCUCCCCUCCUCCUCCUCCCGACUCCGAAGCGACGGAAGUCCCCGAAGUGACGGGAGUGGCAGAAGACGACGUUCAGCUCCUGAACCUUGAGGCUCAGCAGUGCAGCCAGAAGCGCUGCGGUGGGAACGGUCACUGCGUGGAGAAGGAGGGCGUCACGGCGUGUGUGUGUUCGCCGGGUUUCAGCGGGGACUCGUGUCAGGGCGGCGCCCUGGACCUCAUGCGGGGUCCCGUCAUCUACGGCGCCGCCGGGCUCUGUGCCGUGGUGGUGAUCAUUGCUGUGAUAGCUGUGGUGGUAAAGAAGAAGAACGCAAGGAACUCUGCUGCUGAAGCAGCGAAGGAAACCAGCAUGACCGACCUGAGAAACAAAGUGGAGACGCUGAGCAGUGUGCAGACCGCCGCAGCAGACCCAGAGAAGCAGGAGGAAGAAGCUUCAGUGCACUGA
This is a messenger RNA of Salarias fasciatus (jewelled blenny), 3624 nucleotides long. RefSeq names its product low-density lipoprotein receptor related-protein 13 (gene lrp13a). NCBI's taxonomy places the organism in Eukaryota, Metazoa, Chordata, Actinopteri, Blenniiformes, Blenniidae. The record is from RefSeq and is a predicted model, not a curated record. The coding region runs from base 1 to 3624 and encodes 1207 amino acids. Gene Ontology annotation, cellular component: apical plasma membrane; signaling receptor complex; plasma membrane. Gene Ontology annotation, molecular function: hormone binding; protein binding; calcium ion binding. Gene Ontology annotation, biological process: receptor-mediated endocytosis. The transcript has 19 exons.